AUGAUCUUCUAUGAUGUGAUCGGCUAUGAUAAGCCAGUCAAGAUUAUGGUGGGAUGCAACACCCUUAAUCAUGUCACAGCCCUGAUCCACCCUUUAACAUCAGACACAUUCCAAGAGGAUCUCAUAGACAAAAAGUGCUUAACAGAAAAAUACACACACCUCUCCUGUAAUAAAGUCUUCUGCCAACCAUGGCUGAAAUGCAUCGACGGGAAGUGUAUUUGUAAGCUACCUUAUCAGUGCCCAAAGAAUGGUACUUCAGUGUGUUCAACUAAUGGAAGAAAGUUCUCAAAUUACUGUCAGCAAAAGAGUUUUGAAUGUCUUAAACCACAGGCAAAGUUUUUAAAUAAUGGAACAUGCAAAGCUGAAGGACAAUUCCAUGUUUCCUUGAAAUAUGGAAACACAAAUUCAGAAGGGAUUGUUGAAGUAAAACUUGUGGACCAAGAUAAGAAGACAUUCAUCUGUAAAAAUGGCUGGAGCAUAACACAGGCCAACGUGGCUUGCCGUGACCUUGGAUAUGAACAAGGGGCUCUUGAUACUCGUGGAAGCUUUGGAGAUGUAAAUGCCACUGAAUGUCUGCAUGUGCAUUGUCGAGGACUAGAGAUGAGUUUGGCUGAAUGUACUUUUACUAAGAGCAGAACUACCAAGGACCAGAAUUUAGCUGGUGUUGUGUGUUACACAAAGAGUUCCACAGAUUCUCCACCAAAGGACUCUUUUCACUGUGUAAAUGGGAAGCAUAUUCCUCAGAAGAAGGCCUGUGAUGGUCUCAAUGACUGUGGAGACCAAAGUGAUGAGCUAUGCUGUAAAGAGUGUCAAGGAGAAAGUUUCUUUUGUAAAUCAGGUGUUUGUAUUCCAAAAGAGUAUAAAUGUAAUGGGGAAGUGGACUGCAUCACAGGAGAUGAUGAAAUUGGCUGCAAAGGCCUUGAACCUGAGGCACAAGAAGAAUUGGAAAUCUUGACAGCCGAUAUGGAUGCGGAAAGAAAACAUAUGAAGUCAUUUUUACCUAAGCUAUCCUGUGGAGUUAGAAACAGCACGCAUGUUCGAAGGAAACGAAUCGUGGGAGGAAGUCAAGCACAAUUGGGGGACUUCCCAUGGCAGGUGGCCAUUAAGGAUGAUGACAAACUUAACUGUGGAGGAAUUUAUAUUGGUGGCUGUUGGGUUCUCACUGCUGCACACUGUGUCAGAGUCAGUAAAGUUCAUCGUUAUCAAAUAUGGACAACAUUAGUAAACUGGAUAAGACCCAACAAUGAGAUAUUAAUUUGGUAUGUGAAUAAAGUUAUUAUCCAUGAAAACUACAAUGGAGCCACCUAUGAAAAUGACAUAGCUUUGAUUGAAAUGAAAAAACUCCCAACCAAACGUGAAUGUGAGCUGUUGGGUUCCAUCCCUGCCUGUGUCCCCUGGUCUCCGUAUCUAUUCCGACCCAAUGAUAAAUGCAUCGUGUCUGGAUGGGGCAGAGAAAAAGGUAACAAAAAAGUCUAUUCACUUAAGUGGGGUGAAGUUAACUUAAUAGGCAACUGCUCUAACUAUUACUCCAAUCGCUACUAUGAAAAACUAAUGGAAUGUGCAGGUACAAAUGAUGGCUCCAUUGAUGCCUGUAAAGGGGACUCUGGAGGCCCCUUAGUCUGUGUGGAUGCUAAUGAUGUGGCCUAUAUUUGGGGCAUUGUGAGUUGGGGUGAAAACUGUGGAAAACCAGAGUUCCCAGGCGUUUAUACCAAAGUAGCCAAUUAUUUUGACUGGAUUAGCAAUCACGUGGGAAGGUCUCUUAUUUCUCAGUACAAUGUAUAA
This is a messenger RNA of Orycteropus afer afer, 1782 nucleotides long. It is a transcript of the gene CFI, whose product is annotated as complement factor I. NCBI's taxonomy places the organism in Eukaryota, Metazoa, Chordata, Mammalia, Tubulidentata, Orycteropodidae. Gene Ontology annotation, biological process: proteolysis. The record is from RefSeq and is a predicted model, not a curated record. The transcript has 13 exons. Gene Ontology annotation, molecular function: protein binding; serine-type endopeptidase activity. Gene Ontology annotation, cellular component: membrane. The coding region runs from base 1 to 1782 and encodes 593 amino acids.